AUGGCCAUCCAAAACGGCACCACCCCAAAGAACAUCCUCACCGUCAGCCUGGCCAAACACCUCACAGGCGAACCCGUCGCCGACGUGAUAGCACAAGACUGGAAAAAAGCUUCCGCCGCAACGACCCGCAACUUCACCAACGUGGGUUUCGACGUCGACUUCCACAACUUCGACCACACCCUCGAGGACCUGCGCACCAGCCUGCACGAGCGAGAGUGGGACGGCAUCUUGGUCGGCUGGUGUCUGAGGGGAAAACCAGCACACACAGAGAUGUUCGAGAGGGUUGUCGGGGUCUGUUUCGAGGAGCUGAAGGUGGAGAGGACGAAGGUGAUGUUUUGCACGGGGCCGGAUGAUUUGGUGCAUACGGUUCAGAGAAAUUUUCCAGAAGGGUUUGUUGCGUAG
Zasmidium cellare ATCC 36951 is the source of this 402-nucleotide messenger RNA. RefSeq lists its product as uncharacterized. The transcript has a single exon. NCBI's taxonomy places the organism in Eukaryota, Fungi, Ascomycota, Dothideomycetes, Mycosphaerellales, Mycosphaerellaceae. The record is from RefSeq and is a predicted model, not a curated record. Bases 1 to 402 code for a protein of 133 amino acids.